UACUACGUCGGCUUACUCGCGCGUUCUCGCCAGUCGCGAUAGAACGCUCGCGGAGCGUGUGUCGUGGUGCAUUCAACGCGCACUUCAAAUUGAAACCUUAAAUAAAGCUUCAAGCUUUGCUAAAUUAAUAUCGAGACAAUAUAUAUAUAUAUAUGGGUUAUACGACGAGUCUCUGAAUAAUAAUCCGAGGACGUUUCGGUGUAAAAUGUGCGGAGCGAUUUAUUUACACGAAACCGAAUAUCUGUCAAUCGAAGUGCACGCCAGAAGCACCUCCUUGUGCAUUCCCGUCACAGCUUGAUUGUGAUCGGUGGUGAAUCCGUUCGUGUGUUGUGACCACAAAAUUGCUGUAAGACAGUGAACUUGGAUGAUUUCGAUGCUUGUUUGUCUGUUUUGAAGGUUUAUCGUGUGUUGACGCGCGAGCUACAGCAAGCUACUCAGCUGCGAAUUUGAUAAAAGUAAAGAAAAAGGAGGAAUGUUGAAGCACGUGUCGGUCUCGCCGUGGAGAGGGCGAGCGGACAGCGUGAGCCUAUCUUCCAGCGGUGGCGCGAGUAGCUGCGGAAGCGGAAGUCCCACCCCCGGUCACACACCGCCGCCCUCGAGAGCAUCCUCAUGCGCCUCCCUGGCACCCUUAACCGCCCUGUCGAGCUUCUCCCCGGCCGACAACGCGCCCCAACAGACCACGAUCAAAGUCUACGCCAACUGCUUGCGGCCGGACAUCGAAUACAAAACCCUGAGCAUCACCUAUCAGACGACCUGUCGCGAGGUCGUGCAGAAUCUUCUGAAUAAGUAUCGCAUGCGACACCGUGACCCACGAUUGUUUUAUCUGACCAUGGAAGUGACCGUGAGGAGGGCCAACGUGCGCACCGUUCUGCCCCUCGACGAGGACGCAAGGCCAGCCGUCUUACAAUCCUGCCAUCCUCGCGGCGAUUCCAAGUUUUCGUUGCAGACGCGCCGUGGCGGACUCGUCAAAAUAUACGACAGCGCACUCAUGUCCGGGUCUAAAUACAAAAGCCUUCUGGUCUCGGAGCAGACCACCGUAGAUGAGUUAAUCCAGAUGCUGCUGAGUUGCUACAGCUCCAAGGAACCAGUGGAGCAGUUUUCUCUCUACGAGGUCUGCGAAGGUGAAGAGUACCAAAGGAAAUUGCACCCCGACGAUUCUCCACUUAAAGUUACGCAACGAUGGACCAGCGUGGAUCGGCAUCUUCGCAUUAGGCGUAACCCAGACUACAAUCAGCAUAGGCGGAAGAGCAUGUGGGCGUCGGAUUCGAGCAUCACCGUGGCGAUGUCGCGGCUGGAUCUCCGCGACAAUCUUCCUAUUCACUACAAUCCGAGGCUCGACAAUAACAAUCACUUCAGCCUGCACCAUCUCGCUGUGAAAGCCGGCGUCGCCGCUAACAACAAGAACAACAACAAUAAUCACAACAACAACAUCAUUCAUCGGGAUCAGCGCCAUUCGUCGUUGGGUUCCAUUAAUCAGCCGCCGCGCCUCGUUUUACCCCGCAGCACGGAUCUGCCGAAGAUGCAGCUGCCGCGGGUGCAGCCACUCCCGCAGAGCGUCCCGUCGACGCCGCUCUCGACGAAGCACGUGACUGCCUCCUCCUACGCCGACUACGAAAACUAUCUUUUUAUAUAAGCUCGCGUAAGCGUGAUAGAAAUUGCUGCGUCGAUCGCAGAAGUGAGACAGUCAGAGUUACCAGAGACUUGUUGGAAAUGCAAGAAACACACGCGUUGCGUUAAUGGCAAUUGUCUUCGUGUGCAACAUAUAGACUCCAAAUAUUAUGAGCAUUAUAUGAACAGACGUGUACCUUCGAAAUGUGUUAGAGAGAGAGAGAGAGAGAGAGAUUAAUGCCUCUUUUCGAUACAAAUUGACUCUACUUGAUUCUUAUUCGGCUCGAUCAAUUCUACGAGCACGACAAGGCUCGUAAGGAUAUUUAUUAGAGAAAGACAAAAAGUAAAGACACAUUUGAAGAAUCAAACCCUUUAAAAAGGUCCCUUUACUCUUUGACUUUUCCUCGUAAUUUUUGUAUCGAAGGAGACAUCUUCGACCGGGUAUUGUGAUGUCCAAUUAUAUCUCUUAAUGUCUUAAGGAGCGCAUAAAACGCGCAUUUGUAACAGCUGAAACCAUUUAUUUAGCUCUAUUUCAUUACGUUAGCUAAAAUCGCGAGAAAAUCGAUAGUUUCCUAAAUGAAAUUAAAGAAGAAAUUAAAUCACAAUGUUUAAACGCUCGUUUGCAGCUUGUAUUUCGGCCGAUCGAAGGCCGAUAACACUGAACAAAGAGAAUUUACGAUAUUAGAGCUAGUAGUGAGGGAAAUUGUACCAAAGGUAGAUGUACGAAAUUUUAGAUUGCGUAGUAUAUGUAUACAUAUAUAUAAAUAUAUAUAUAAUAUAUGUGCGCUGCAUUCGUCCAAAUGUACGGCGCUCAUCAAGCCUGAUAUAAGAUUGUCAUCAUUUUUAUAAACAUUUGUUUAAAAUAUUUGAAAAAGAAAUAUUGAACCGAUUGCGAUAGGCGCCUCGAGAAUUAAGUUUGUUUUUUUUUUUUUAAUCUUUUAUUGUAUGAAUCAAUAAAUUUAUUAGGUUAACUUUAAUAAUAAACUCGUAAUUGCAUAGUUCAAAAGUGAGGCUCGCUUAUAUGGAGCGAUUUAAUACGCGAAAACGUCAGAAAAGAACUGUAUUAUUAUUUAUUUAUGAAAAUGUAAAACGUUUAGUUAAGCUCGUUUCAAAGCAAUUUUAAAUUAUUGUUAUCUCUCCCGUCUAUGCGAAAUUUUGUGCAAUUCGAUCGAGCAGGACAUCGAAAUUUAUGUAAAUACGACGGACGGGAGGAAAACAUUUCAGUAACGCUCACUGUUAUCGCAUUGAUUAGAAUUGCCGUGAGAGAUUGUAAUAAUCACUUUCAAUAGUAUAUGUAUAUACAUAUCGUUCCUUCUAAUUGCGCGUAAUUAACGUAAUUUACAAAACAUCAAGCACGCUUACCGAUUAUAAACGUAUUUUUUUUGCGCGAAGGCAAACAAUUUUAUCGCAUUAAAGUUAACGAGCUGUAAUACAACAUCUGAAAAUUGUGCGAAACACUUUGAGAGUUACUACGCCGUAAUGACAAUUUUAACGAGAUUUCAUCGUUUCCACGCGGAGGAAACGAUUGAACAUCGCGAUGUUUUAUAUUUUACUGCCAAAGAAUCGGUACGAGAUACGUAUAUAAAAAACAUAGGAUAACACGCGCGUCGGACACGGCAGCCGGAUGUGCGUUUAUUGUACAACAGCCUUCGACGCUUAAUGUCAUCGGCGUGUGUCGAUAAGACGCAUGGUUUUUCACGUCGCACUUAUAUGUCGAAUUAAUGUACCUACGUAGUGUGUAAAUAUCUUUUUGUAUUGUCCGUUUGUAGGAGAGAAUAUCGAAUAAUGAUUUAUGUGUCCUGAAUUA
Messenger RNA from Linepithema humile (Argentine ant), 3415 nucleotides. It is a transcript of the gene rau, whose product is annotated as RA domain-containing protein rau. The record is from RefSeq and is a predicted model, not a curated record. Lineage: Eukaryota; Metazoa; Arthropoda; Insecta; Hymenoptera; Formicidae. Gene Ontology annotation, biological process: positive regulation of epidermal growth factor receptor signaling pathway; positive regulation of fibroblast growth factor receptor signaling pathway; signal transduction.